Messenger RNA from Didymodactylos carnosus, 1230 nucleotides. The record is from the annotation of a GenBank genome assembly. Lineage: Eukaryota; Metazoa; Rotifera; Eurotatoria; Philodinida; Philodinidae.
AUGGACACAAAUACUAAUCAAGAUACAUUUACGGCUGAUUUAAAUGAUAUUUUUUUCAAUUUGAAUGAUGGAGAAAAUAAGAAUAAUAAUAAUAAUAAUAUCGCGAUCGUAGAAAAUGAUUCAACAUUGUAUCGAUCAGCUAAUCAACAUACACUUUCAUUUUCGACAAUAUCAUCCGAUUCACACAUUAGCACACAUGUUAUUCCUCCACCCGCACUCUUUGCUAACAUCGAAAAAAAUGUUACAAUCGACAAUUCGAAUCAAACUACGUCUUUUUCAAAUGAUAUUUCAUUAAACGAAAAAGAAUCACAACAAGAGUAUACUGUUGAAGAUGAAUGGUCAAAUAUACCAACUUAUGUUAUAGGUAGUGAUAAUCAAAUAUUACAUCAAUCCGUGGCAAAUAUUGCGUCAUUUGAUAAUAUAUUUUUUAAUGAUGCUAAGUCAUAUUUAUUUUCUACAUGUCAGAUAGCCACCAAAUCCACACCACAAAUAAAACAACAUGUUGGCUUUUUUACACGUUUAUUGAAUAUAUUUAGAAGGCAAAAUAGUGCUGAGAAAACAGCUGAUACAUUUGAUGAACAAUGUUUACAAUUAUUAAAUUUAGCAUCACACAAAUGUGAUAUGACCGAUCGUGUUCAUAUUCGUAUAUUGUUUACAAUUUAUCGUCGUUUAACAAAAUCAAAUCAUGUUUAUCAUUCUGUUCAUGGAAAACAUUGGGAAGAUAUUGGAUUUCAAACAGACCAUCCUGAAACAGAUUUUCGUUCAUCCGGUCUCUUUUCAUUACUUAUGUUACUUUAUUUUGUUGAUUCAAUGUAUUUACCAUUGGCCACACAAAUUUAUCUCCUAUCAUUAACAUCAAAACAACAAUUUCCAUUUUGUUUAAUUGGAAUUAAUUUGGCUAAUUUAUUAAUUAAAUUUCUUCGACAAAAAACACAACGAAUAAAAUUAAAACAUAUGCAUAAAAAAUGUGAAAAUAUAACAGAUACAAUUGGAAAUUUGUUUAUUGCUCUCUUUCUCAGUUUUUAUCUUCAAUGGAAAACUCGAAUUUUAACAAUUGAAUAUACUCAACAAGUAUUAAGUCAAUUAGAACAAACGUUAAUGAAUAAACCAAAAUUAUUAUUUACUGAUUUUGAUAAUUAUUUUCAACAACAAAAUCGUUCAGAACAAUAUAUUGUAGAGGGAGAAGAAAACCAGCAACAAAUUAAUAAUAUGGCCGAUAAUCAUUUUUAA